AUGUCCACUCCACUGUACAGAAAAGCGCUCAUCAUCGGCGCCACAUCUGGAAUUGGCGAGACUCUUGCUACCAAACUUGUCUCCCAAGGAACCAAAGUCGUGGUUGUCGGUCGACGCCAGGAUCGACUGGACCGUGUCGUUGCUACACUCGGGCCUGACAAAGCCACUGGAGCAAGAUUCGACAUCACGCAGUUGAAGGAGAUCCCGAGCUUCGCAUCAAAGAUCACGGCUGAGCAUCCGGAUAUCGACUGUAUCGUCCUCAACUCCGGCAUCCAACGCGCCUUUGACUUUUCUCGGCCUGAGACGGUCGACCUGGAUGUCUUGGGGCAGGAGUUGACGACCAACUACACCAGUUACGUGCAUCUCACUGUCGCAUUCCUCCCGUUCCUGCAGGCGCAGAAGGGACCUACCCAUCUGGUCUACAUCAGCGCCACACUGGGCAUCGUGCCGGGGAUGUUGAGGACAGGCAACUACAAUGCGUCCAAGGCCGCGCUGCACAACUGGAUUCUUGUACUGCGGGAGCAAUUGAAGGCGCGUCCCGGAAACAAUGUCAAAGUUGUCGAGGUAUUCCCACCGGCGGUGCAGACCGAACUGCAUGAUGAGCGACAUCAGCCAGACCUGAAGGAUGGCGGCAGCCUCGGCAUGCCAUUGCAGCAGUUCAUCGACGAGGCGUAUGAAGGGUUGAUCAGUGGCGAGGAUCAGUUUGGCGUUGGUCAUGCCAAGGCGACAAUCAACGGAUUGGAGAAGGAAAGGGUGAAAGCGUUUCAUGAGAUGAGACAGACAGUGGAUGAUUUCAUUGUCCACUUGGUUCACAGAAACAGAAGUGACCUCAUUGGACUGGCUCAGCGCAUUGAUCACUUCUCCAAACUUCGAGCAGCAGCCAUGACAAUCACGCCUCGCUACCUCACUGGUGAUAAGACGGCGCUCAACGAGUUUAUCGAUAGGUUCGAUGUAUUUUUAUUCGACUGCGAUGGUGUGCUAUGGUCUGGAGAUCAUGUGUUCGAAGGCACAGCUGAGACAUUGGAAUUAUUAAGAAGCAGAGGUACGAGCAAUAUUGGUGCGCGCAAACAGGUUGUCUUCGUGACGAACAACAGCACCAAAUCACGCGCAGACUAUAAAAAGAAGCUUGAUGGGUUGGGGAUUCCAAGCACAGUGGAAGAAAUCUUCUCAUCCUCAUACAGCUCUGCCAUUUAUAUUUCGCGUAUCCUCAAGCUUCCCGAAAACAAGCGCAAGGUGUUCGUCCUUGGAGAGUCUGGGAUCGAACAGGAACUGCGGUCCGAGAAUAUCCCAUUUAUUGGCGGCACAGACCCUGCUUAUCGUCGUGAUCUGAGACAAGAAGACUAUAAACUAAUCGCCGAUGGCGACCCCUCGCUUUUGGACCCUGAAGUGGGCGUUGUCCUGGCCGGCCUGGAUUUCCACAUCAACUAUUUGAAAUUGGCGCUCGCGUACCACUACAUCCGUCGUGGUGCGAUAUUUCUGGCAACGAACAUCGACAGCACGUUACCCAACAUGGGAACGUUCUUCCCCGGCGCCGGAUCGAUUAGUGCUCCUUUGAUCAUGAUGCUCGGAAAGGAGCCCGUCGCCCUGGGGAAGCCGAGCCAAUCGAUGAUGGACGCAAUAGAGGGGAAAUUCCAGUUUGACCGCAGUCGCGCAUGUAUGGUUGGAGACCGCGUCAACACGGAUAUCCGAUUUGGCGUAGAAGGCAAGCUGGGAGGCACCCUGGCGGUCCUCACCGGUGUCAGCACAAAAGACGAUAUCCUGCAUGGUUCUGUGCGGCCGACAGCUUACGUCGAUAAGCUGGGUGACCUGCUCGAGCGUGAAAGCCAGAACCCAGAGUCCCAAAAAUACCUGCCUGUAGAACCGACGACAUAG
This is a messenger RNA of Rasamsonia emersonii CBS 393.64, 1872 nucleotides long. Its product is annotated as 4-nitrophenylphosphatase. The coding region runs from base 1 to 1872 and encodes 623 amino acids. NCBI's taxonomy places the organism in Eukaryota, Fungi, Ascomycota, Eurotiomycetes, Eurotiales, Trichocomaceae. Gene Ontology annotation, molecular function: alkaline phosphatase activity; phosphoglycolate phosphatase activity. The record is from RefSeq and is a predicted model, not a curated record. The transcript has 8 exons.